AUACCAGCACGACCCGCUUUUCAAAUAAUUGCCAUUGUUUAACUGAUAUUGGUCUAAUGGCUCUAGACUAGGUUGGAUUUCAUUUUGUUUAUGAAAGACGGGAUUAGUAACAGUAAUUGUCUCGUGAUAACGCUUUCCGGGGCCCAUGCACCCAACUAGUAUGAUGAUUAUAUAUAUGCUGUAAUUUUCCCGAGUCACAUUAAAAGUCUGUGAUAUGUCUAGCCGAUCGCGUCAAAGGCGCAAGCGUUUUAUCAGUGGGAGCACUUUGGAUGAGACCUCUUCUUGUCGUGCAAAGAAAAUGCUUAUAAGUACUGUACAUCAUUCCAAGUCACAAUGUAAUGAGCAGCAUACUUCUUUACCAUCUUCACCAAAUUCUCCUUUUCUGGAUUCCGCAAAUAUGCUAUUCCACAAUUCUGAUAUCGGCUUGGGCACUUAUGUUAAUCGAAAGGAUAUUCCUGGUGAUCGUUCUGAUCCUGUUGAAGAUGAGAAUUCAUUUCCCUCAAGCAUGUUUUCUGAAAAGCUUGUACAGCCCGGACUAAAUCUGGUUCCUGAACCUUCAUCAACAAACGAACAUGAUUCUGUAAGCCACAAAAAUUCCUCUGUUCCUAAUAAAAGUUUAUUAAAUUCCCGUCCGAGUACUAUACUGGAUGCUGAAUCCGAUAUCAACCUAGAUAGAAUGUUGAUUCAGAAUGAAAGAAUGGUUUUAACGCCAACUCCAGUGGCAACAGACGAUCCUGGCAGUUCCGAAGGGGAGUAUGAAAAUGAAAGUCGAGAAUCAACUUUGCAUCAAAAUAAUCCUUCAGUUCGUCAUACCGCCUCAAGGAAUAUGACCAGUCAGUCUGGUUUGGUUAGUGUUCCGUCUAACCGAACUUUGGAACUUGUUGAAUCCGAGUCACAGGGAAGUAUAUAUUCCGACUCAGUUAAGGUUUCCGUUUUCGAUACAAUAUCUCAGUCUACAGAAUGCAGUUCUACUAGGUCUGGGAACUUGUCAGCACUGAACUCGACUUUAACCAAACCAAGUGGAUUUGUGGAGUCAUCAACGCCGAAUUGUUUCGUUGCACUGGUGAAUUGUAGUCCUCCACUUCAAAUUCUAUCCAGUCAGAAAAUGCAUAAAACUGUUAGUUGUCAUCGGACUACCACUUUUUCUGAAUCUUCAGUUUUACCAAAUAUGGAGAAUAUUGAGUAUCAUGAUUCUUCGGGUAGUAAUGGGAUGAUUGUAACGUGUGGUUCUCAUCGCUCUCACAGGAGCGCAAAUGGAAGUCCCUAUAAAAAAGAAGCUGAAUCAAUAAAACAAAAUCCCUGUAGUUUCGAAAAUCAACCUCAUAACUUUCAUCCAACAAUAAACGUGAACGACUUUUCAAGAGAAGCUCAACAUAAGGUUCUACUAAGGUCAGAGUCACUGUCAUCUUCAGUUUCAAUCAGUAAUAACAAUUUUCUCCCUGAUAAAUUUCAACUGACACAAAAGUCUGAUGAUAUCUCUACAUUUCCUUCUGACCACAUUUUCAUCAUAACUAUUCCGAAUUCUUCUGAGGUACCACCUACUUUUGUUAAGACAUGCAGAGAUUCUGAAAGUGGUUUCUUCGAUACUCCCACGUCUCAUAAUGUAAAUAAUAUCCCAAGUCCAGAAGUCGGUCACAGCUAUCCUCUCCGAUCCCGCCUGCGACAGGCAUCCUUGCGAUUGCAGUGGCAAGCCAUGCAAGUAGCUCCAAAGUCAUUUGGGCAAUUACCUACAGAAGUUGUGUUUCGCAUUAUCCAGUAUUUGAGCGUGCAAGAUGUAUUCCGCCUUCAGCGUGUUAACCACCGGUUGAAAUCUAUUAUUGAGCAGUAUCUUCUACUGGUUAAGCGCAUUAAUUUUAGUAAUGGUCUCCCGUUCGCAUUCUUACCAGAUUCAAUCACAGAUAUAGCUCUGAAACGCAUGCUAAGCCGUACGCCAGAAGUCACACAUAUUCUUGGCUUUUAUCCUCGUAAAAUAGCAGAAUCUUAUCCAUCCGACGGACAAUACUCGAACAUAAGUUCUGGUCAUAAUACAUUAACCUACGGUGGGAUCAUCACAGCCUUUCGUCUUUGUCCGAAACUCCGCUCAGUUGAACUGAUGGAUGUCGAGUUGAUGAGUGAGUUGGUUCGACAUCUCCCGCGCAUCAAAUUUCACGGCAUGUUUCGAAACCGCCCAGAUUCUUGGGAUUGUGAAUACGCAGUUCCUCUGCCACCCGAACCGAAUGCUGAAACUAUUUCAAUGGAUAGUGACCAUGACUCUAUGACAAGCCUCCCAAAUUCACGUGACGAGUCCCAUGUCGACUCAAAAUCCAAGCCUCUUUUUGGCAGUUUUAUUAGCACGUUAUUUUGUUCCGCGACUGCUGCUUUAGCGCUGGGAAGUAGUCGUGGUAAGCGAAAAAAUGUAAAUCGUUUAAAAUCUAAAAGCCAAACAGGAUGUGGAUGUUCCAUCCAGUCAUUCCAAUCUCUAAAUGCAGCAUUUUCAUUUCCAUUAUGGAAGAAUGAAAACAGUCAAUCACUUACACAGAUGACCGCACAAUCAGUCCAUAAGGUUGCUUUGCGUCAUGCGAAUUUCGCAAAUUGGUUUGAACCUAUCGGUGAGUUGCCUCUUGGCCAAGGUUCACCUUCUACAGUGCCUCACUUUCUUCCAUCUCGGCUGUUCACUGCAUUUAAUGGUGGUCCUAGUUUCCCUCCCGCGCACGAGAAUAUCCCAAAUAAUUCUGUCCCACCUAUGGGGCAGGACUGUUACUCCAGUGCCGUGGAAUCUUUACGCAAUUUAGCUGUUUCACAUUUUCUGCAACCUGGUUUGCCACCCAUUGAAGCCGAGCUAAUUGCUGUGGCUCCUUUUGGCUAUUCUCGAUGUUCUUUACAUGGUGUAGGAUCUAGUCGAAACAGCAUUCGUAAUGCUCACGGUCCAGUCUUAGCAUUUGCCUUCGGGGCUAUAUUCGUCCCUCCACAAGGAGUUUCGCCGUUCAUUUUGCCAUCCAAUAACGCGUCAAACUGCCGCUUUAUCGAUGCAAGACAGUAUAAUGCCGUCCUAUUGGGAGCUAACUUACUGCGCGGAGCACAAGGACCUCAUCUUGCGUUUGAGCGUAUAUUCAACUUCCCGCAAAAUGUUAAUCAAAAUAAUGUUCCACGUCAAGUUCAGCUGCAUGAUCAAGUAGGAGGGCGAAACCAACAAAGACAGCACCCUCAACGUUUUCGUCGACCACGUACAAGCAUAACAAGCUUGAAUGCCUCCGGUCCAUGGUUGGUCUCCCCAUUUCCCAGUCAACUGCAGUGGAUUAUUUUACCUCAUGCUAUUACAAAUCUAACCAAAUUAGAUCUAGUUUCUGUCGCAAUUAGCGCUAUUCCACGACUGGACAAUAUUAAAUAUCUACAUCUUAAAUGGGUUGUAUUCGCUUCAGCUGAUCCAUUCUUCAGUUUUUUGGCACCGAAAUUGCAAUCAUUUGUCAUGAACAACUGUAGUACACCAUCAAGAGUUGUUCGAUUUGUUCGUAUUUUCUCGGCUCUUUCACGGGCUCCUCAGCUUACACGGCUUGAGUUGGUUGGUACACGCUUCAUUGAUGGUCUAAUUGGACACAUAAUUGAUGACAGUAUGUCACACGGGCGUGGAUUUCGUAAUCUUCAGCGUUUGGUGCUUUCUAGCAACAAAGAUGCAUCUGAAGUAGAUAUUGGAUUGCUUCUGCUGGCUGGUCAACAGUCUUUGAAUCAAGUAGCUCUCCAAAUGCUUCAUACACGAAAUUCAUUAUUUGAAGGUCUUUAUCAUGCCGGUGCCGAAUUUCCACGUCUUGAAAGUCUUACUCUUGGUUAUUUAGAUCCUUACCAGUCACGUUUAACAGUUUCUGAAUUGAUGAGUUUAGGUAUUGGGGAAUCAUCUGAUCAUUUGUCACCUAUUUGUAUGGUAACCGAUUGGGGUAUAGCGCUUGCAUUUUUCAUCUGUCCUCGACUCGUAAAUAUUGUCAUUCGAAAUGCACCAUAUUUAAAUGAUAUAGCACGAUGGUUUUCUGCUGGAUUUUGCGAUGAAGAAUCACUACACAUUCGACCGACAAUUGUACCUUCAUCAGCUAGCGAGGAUUGUACUCAACCAGCUGCCGACUGUCAAGAAAAUUCUACACAAACUUGUGUAACAGACAAACCUUCAAAAACCUAUUUCUUACCUCUACGAUCACUAACAUUGGAAAACUGUCCUGGGAUAUCACUUGAAAAUCUUGAACGUGUUUUGAUUAGCGGACAUCCUUUCCCAUGUUUAGAAACUGUCGUCUUAAGAAAUAUGUUUGCGCCUCAAUACGGUGAGAGCAAAGGCUUCAUGAAUACACCGCAUCUUUUUGUUGAUCAACAUGAUCAAUGUGUUACCGGACAAUGUAUAGAUUGGCGUAAACUUGUUCACCUUUUGUGCUUAUCAGAUUUAUUAAGUACUCGUCGACUGGGCUAUUCUCCUUUAUCACCCGAAGACUGUAUUGGCUUAGGUGCAUCCGUUCGAGAAGUAAUUCAUAUGAAUCCACCACGUGGUUUUCUACCAGAUUCUUUACGAACAAAACCACAUGAUUUGUUUUGUUCACUUCGAGCUCACACCUACUUGAAUAAUCUGUUGGAAUUAGACGGUUCCUGCGGUUGGUCAGUGUCAGCACCGACCAGAGUGAUUAAAACGUUGUUUUCACACAACAUACAUAUCCCAGUGUCAGAUGUUCCCGAACGAUAUUCCAGUAAACCGGAUGAUGAUAAUGAUUUUAUGUCUCGUUCCACACAAACAUGCAUUUGCGGUGUAUUAGAAUGGGAUGUUACUCUAAGAAUGUCACAGUCACAAUUGGCUACUGAUCAAAAAAUUGUGAGAAGUAAACUUGUUUCUCCUGACAACUCAAAAAACAAUCAAAAUUGCCUCAAUGUACGUAUUGACACCGAAACUAGUCGAAAUACUGUUCCAAGUACCAGUUCACACUCUGGAAAGACAUUACUGUUACGUUCAACAGUAAAUCAAAAUAACGCUUCUACUCCAAUAGCAUCUCAAUUGCAACUUGGUGGUUCUUUAGCAUUUCAUCCUUUUCCUCCGUCGAUUCAGCAUAAAAAUUUCUAUAGGAUGAUUACUAUGUCAGAAUGGAAUGAAUUGAUUGCCAAGAUGUCCACACCAUUUGGUCUUCCGUGUUGUCAGAUUAUUUACCCUGUGACUGGUUCAAACGAGUGCUCAGGGUGUGCUUCUGAUCCACUGCUUUUUUCUCAGGGUAUUUCAAACUAUCAAAUAUCUGCUCCUUGUAAAUUAAUCAAACAGUCUAGUCACACUGCUACAAAAUGGUUAGCUCGUGAUGCAUGUAUAGAUACCAGUGAAUUAAGAUGUUUUACAUUGCCAAAACCACAAAUCCUUAAUAUUUUACAACCAUUGAAUGCUAUUCAUAGUUGUUUAACUUCAUUACACUUUGAAAAAGUUGGGAUUUCUCAUAUAAAUUUGUGUGAAUCUCCACAUUUGAAAAAUAUCACUUUAGAAAAUUGCACUGAACUAAAAGCUAUCUUAUUUGACAAUCAUUCUUCAAUAGUUGAUUGUACUAAUCAACAGAAUAAUGUCGACUGCAAAGCUGUCGAUCGAUUCCCAGCACUUCGACGUAUUCGAAUUAUUAAUUGUCCAAAGUUUGCAAUCUAUAAUUUCCUAUCCAGUGUUGGUAAACUUUACCCUACACACAAUGAAAAUAUAUCUAUUACAUACAGGCCAUUUGGACAAUAUAAUACUCAGGUAGAACGAGCAUUAUGGGAUUAUUGUCAGCAUGCGCACAUACUUAUUUCACAUGACUACAAAGUUUGGGAAAGUGAACGUGCUAUGGAAGACUUUCAUUCUACGUUUGAUCAGUUGUUCAGAGAAGUGAUCAAUUUCUCUGAUAUGGUUAUUCGUCGGGACCUCCUUCCUGUGUAUCCUCAGCCCAUGGAAUAUACACAAGAUUCAUUUUAUAAACGCUGUGAACUUGAGAGGUAGGUGACUUGUUGGCUAAAACACUUGACAUUCAAUAAACAAGUCAAAGGUUCAGACCAUGCUGCAUCCAUCCCUGUGUAAGCAACUGAACAUUAUCCCGGUAAGCCAGACAAAUAAAAUGUGGCUCAAAACACGAACAUUUACUCCAUCAAUGAGAUACAUUCAUUCAUAUUAACAAGUUACAGUUGUUCUUGUGGGAGGUGGUUGGAAGCAAUCGGUACGAUUUUCAGUGACAAGAUUUUGUGCUAAUUAGCUAUUCGACAACAUGACAUAGAUGCGACAACCUAAAAUCCCUGUGAGUUUCAAAUCCACAUCACUCAGUGUUACAACUAGUCACUAUUUACCUCAAUAAUCUGUGACUUAUCUAGAGGACUGGUUUUGCAAUUGUCUUAAUGCUUUUUGUGUAUUGUUUACCCUUCAUUUUGUUAAACUUUUUUUUACCUUUCCAGGUUGUGAGUGGGAUUUUAUUACAGAUAUACCAUGGGUUCAUGAAGUAUGUUGUUCCCUUCUUAAAAAUAAUGAACUACAUCGGUCUGAUCAAGCUGAUCAACUUUAUGAAUUACUGUCGGAAUAUCAAGCAGCUUCGGAAAAUUUGAAAAUUCAACGACAUGGUGUACAUUAUCACGUGCAAUUUCGAAAUGUUCAUUCACACAUUGAUAUGUGUAAUAAUGAUUCAUCGAGUAUGGUAGACAACGAUAACUUAAAUUAUUUCUUACAGCGUAAACCUACUUCUUAUAUUAACUGGCCAUAUUCUGAAAAUAAUCUACUUUCUACCUAUCCUUCUGAUGAUGCCAAUACAAUGAAGAAUAUCUUAAAAGAAUGCCACCCAUUGUCUGUUCAGAAUAUGUCUUCAGGCAAUCGUUCACAAGCAACAAUAAUUAAACAUGAUAAUAAUAUUGAAUUUUUACCUUGGAAACGUUUAUUACUAUCACAAGAAGAAAUAUUUAAUGCUGAAUUUGUGAAUCUUGACAAAUCAUCAAGCUUAUCAUCAUUCCCUAAUAAUAUUAAACCUUUAUCUAAACAAAAUUCUUUAUCCCAUUUGUCAAAUGUCAUGAAUAAAUCAUUUUCAACGUCUGAUAAUCGUUCAAAAAAAUUUACUUCAUCUUCCACUUCGAAUUUUUCCUCCUCCUCCACGUCCCGACAACAACAAUCGUCAUCCAUAUCUUCUUCAGUAUCAACUACUACAUGUGAUCAUUCUACUUUAAUCUCUUCCUCUCGUAAACGUUCACUUCCUCCAACAAAAUUAUUUUCGAAUUCUUGUAAAAAGUUUAAGUUAAAACAGUGAUUAUCUCAUUUCAUUUAAUGGUUCGUAUGUAUGUAUGUUUGUUUGUUUGUAUGUUUGUUUGUUUCUCUGUUUUUAUGCUUGUGCGUAGACGCAUGUAUGAACUUACCUGUUUCUAACCCCUCAUUUCCUUUCUGAUUCACUCUUUCUUUAUUUAAUUAAUUAUUUGUCCUAUUUCUUAUUACACCUAUAUCUUAUAAUCUUUUCUUAUUAAAACUCUUUGUUAUCAAUUCUCUGCUCCUUAACAAACAAACACAUAAAAUUGUAUACAGUUUUUGAGUUCUCUUUCUUAUCGUAUAUAUAAUACCUUUCGUCGCACACACACAUUCAUGCACAUUCUCUUUUUAUUUGAUGACCGUCCCACUCCGCCUCUUGACAUAAUCAUGUUUAAAAUAUGUUGUACAUUGAUGAAUAAUAGUAAUAUUGUUCUUAUUAUUACUGUUACUAUUAUUAUUAAUCUCAGCCACAAUAAUAAGCUACUUGUUUAUCAAUCCGAUUUAUAUUGGACCAAAUAUAUUUUCAAAUCAUUAUAUAUA
Molecule: messenger RNA, 7765 nt
Organism: Schistosoma intercalatum
Lineage: Eukaryota; Metazoa; Platyhelminthes; Trematoda; Strigeidida; Schistosomatidae
Source: the annotation of a GenBank genome assembly